UUACUUUGGCAAUAUUCUGUAUAGUGGUGACAUGCGAUGGUAUCCAGAACUUGUAGAACAUCCUGUACUGAAGAGCUUGGUAGAAGCAAGAGAACUGGAUGUGCUCUACUUGGACAAUACAUUCUCAGCACCCUUUUGCAGAUUUCCAUCCAGAGAGGAAGCCAAAAAGCAGCUCUUUGAUGUUAUUGAUUCCUACCCAGACCACACAAUUAAGAUCAGUGUCCGAGAACUUGGCAGGGAAGACCUGUUGGAAGCAGUUGCAAGGAGAUUUCAAGAGAGAAUUCUUGUUAAUCAGGACAAAUUUAAGGUGUUGGAGUUACUGCAGUAUUCAGAUGCUUUUACUAAUGACCCUUCACAAGCAAGGAUUCAUGCAGUCCCAAUGUCACAGAUCCAAGUAAGAACACAUGAAAAAUGGAAUGAGGAGAACCCAACCAUCAGUAUAGUGUUGACAGCCUUAUUUGUUGGAUGGCCUCAUGGACCUUACAGUAGCCAGGCUAACAAGGGAAUCUUCAAAGUACUAUACAGUGAUCAUUCAUCCUAUGAUGAACUGAUGCAAAUGGUUGGAUGUCUCAGACCAAGACGCAUAAUCCCCAUUGUAAAGCAGUGGUCAAAGGUAGGAUGGUGGGCUGACCCUAAUGCUCCUGACCAGUCAGCCAAGUUUGACAUGUCUGUAUAUGAUCACUUACUCACUUAUCCACCACCUGAUCCUAUUCUAAUUCCCGAGGCCAUUACUCGGAUGAUGUCUCAAGGUGGGCCUUUGAUGGUAUCUCAUCAGCCUCGCCGCUGUUCCCUGCGUCAUGGCCUGGCACCCCGGCCCAGACGUGCCUUGGGGGUUCGAGGGGUAGUAUUUACUUCCCCAGAACGAGUUACAGAAUCUCCAGUACCCAGUGGUAGCAUGACACUUGAUGUUAGUUUCCGUACAGAUACAUCUUGUUCUAUUAUGCAGCCUAAACUAUAUAUCCCUAAUGUUGAUCCAGAUAGUAUUUCUAUGGCAACUCAAACACCUAGAAAAAUAUUAAAAUCAAGAAAAUUAUCCUCUGAUGAUGAUAAAGAUAACUGUGUCACAAUAUCAGACCUGAGGUUACGAAUUAUAUCACGUACUAAAGCACUGGCUGUCUCACAUUUUACUAGCCUAGACUCUGAGGAUUCCACUGGCAAUGGUAAAUCAAGCUCUGAGGUACUAAAAAAGGCCAAAACCAUUUGUCAGUCUCUCUCAUAUGUUGAUGCUCUUUUCUGAGCAGAAUAUCAAAAUUGCAUAUGUAAAUUUUAGUUAGCAAAGAAUCAGAGCUAUGGAAUUUGAAUGAGCAAUAAAUUAUAAUACACAUGUAUCUGAAAGGAAAUCCGAAUAGUACAAAUACUAUAGUCAUAUUUAUAGAUGUAAAUUGACUAAUGCUACAUGUUAUUUUUCAGAAAAUUCAACUGUGUAUUUUAUAAAUAUGGUUAGCAGUAAAAUAGUGAUAACUGAA
This is a messenger RNA of Penaeus vannamei (Pacific white shrimp), 1466 nucleotides long. Its product is annotated as 5' exonuclease Apollo. The record is from RefSeq and is a predicted model, not a curated record. Gene Ontology annotation, biological process: telomere maintenance; interstrand cross-link repair; double-strand break repair via nonhomologous end joining. NCBI's taxonomy places the organism in Eukaryota, Metazoa, Arthropoda, Malacostraca, Decapoda, Penaeidae. Gene Ontology annotation, molecular function: damaged DNA binding; 5'-3' DNA exonuclease activity.